Molecule: messenger RNA, 1004 nt
Organism: Phytophthora nicotianae INRA-310
Lineage: Eukaryota; Oomycota; Peronosporomycetes; Peronosporales; Peronosporaceae
Exons: 1
Coding region: 102-911 (269 amino acids)
Cellular component (GO): cytosol
Molecular function (GO): oxidoreductase activity
Source: RefSeq, a predicted model, not a curated record
CACCAUAAUCUAGCUGCAGGGCUAAUCAAUUGUCUCCUCAACUGUCAUUUCCGAUCUUGCCAUCUCAAGUGCAUCACAGUCUUCGAAUACUUCUUCUACCAAUGUCGCUCAAGGGAAAAAUCGCUGUCAUUACUGGCGCGUCGAUGGGCAUCGGUGCUGCGACUGCCCGUCGCUUUGCUCAAGAAGGAGCGAGUAUGGCGUUGCUCGCUCGGUCCAAGGACAAGUUGAUCCAACUGGCUGAGGAGCUACAGAGCGUAUCAGGUUGUGGCCACGUGGUGUACUUCUCAGUCGACGUGCGUGACAGCAACGCACUAGCGACGGCCAUGACCGAGACGGUCGAACAACUGGGCGGACCUGUGGACGUUCUGAUCAACAACGCCGGUCUCGCUCUCGGAGCCCCGGCGUGCUUCCAAGACCAGUCGAUCGCCGACAUUUCCAUGAUGGUGGGGACGAACAUAAGCGGCGUAUUGUUCGCUGCCCAUGCAGUGCUCAACCAAGGCGGUAUGAUGGCCCAGAAGCAAGGCGUGAUCGUGAACGUGACGUCCGUGACUGGACUGGAGGCCCCGCCCUUCCCUGGUGAAGCUGUAUACCACAUGGCUAAGGCGGCGCAGGAGGGCUUCUCGAACUCGCUUCGCAACGAGCUCUGCGGUACCAACAUCAAGGUUGUGGUGGUGCGUCCUGGUGUCGUGGCGACGAAUUUCCACGAGCAGCGUGUCGGCUUCGACAAGAACAUGUACUCGCAGUUCAUUGAGGGCUACGAGCCGCUGGUGUCCGAGGACAUCGCCGACGCCAUCUCGUGGGUGCUGGAGAAGCCGGAGCGCGUGAUGAUAAAGGCAGUUGACGUCGUGCCGACAGCGCAGCGCAGUCUCAGCGUGUUCGACCGUGAGUGGAGCACUCGGAAUGCUAAGUAAAGUGAUAAUUCAACGCACAAUAGUAGACGUUGGGAAUAAUGAAGUCUCAGCCAGCUACCAAUGUGAACGAGAGAAUACCAAUUGCUUUAGUGA